Molecule: messenger RNA, 551 nt
Organism: Nicotiana tabacum (common tobacco)
Lineage: Eukaryota; Viridiplantae; Streptophyta; Magnoliopsida; Solanales; Solanaceae
Source: RefSeq, a predicted model, not a curated record
AAAGGCCUGAAAAUAAUGUGGUCAACGAUUUGCUGUUUUACUUUUCAAUCCUCUUCAAAACCCUUUUCCUUCCCAAAAACCCCCUCUCACUACAGAACGAAUCGCUGCUCAUUUUGCUCACUCACUCCCUCCAUUCCCCAUUCCCAUCAUCCAAUCCAUUCACUCUUUCAAACUUUCUUUGACCUUCAUUUUACUCUUUCUUACUCUAGGGUUUCUUUUUCACCUCCAUUUUCUUCAUCUAUUUUCCCUUUCUUCAUCGCUCGAUUUCAUCUUUUUUUCGCUUUAGGGUUUUCAGUAGAGCGGGAGGAGUUUGGAGCACCGAUUCGUGAAUGGAGUCCUCGGCAGCGGCUGGUGUCGCCGCCGCACGCGGCGUUUCUCUUCCUGUCUCCUCCUCGUCGGCUCAGGCUUCUCGCAAAGAGUGGCGUGCUGUCUCCGAGCAAUCGCUUCGAAAUUCCAGUAGCGAGGAAAUGGACCGUUCUAGAUUAGGUCAAUCUGAUGAGAGACUGAUAUACGAGGUAACAGUUUUAAAUAAACAUAAGACAUUUCCGAUA